UCUCGCCCGUUCCAGUUGUACCGGCGACUGCUCCCAAACACGUUGCCCACUGCGAUCUUCAUAAACAUCGAGCAUAAUUGAAUCAUCUGCAUUCGUCAGACACUUUUCAUCAACAUGAAGUGCCUCUUACUGUGCCUCUGUUUCAUCCUCGCUUUGUGCAUUGCCAAUGGUGAUGAUGAUAAAUUACUGGAGAUAGAAUCACCAUUGGGUAAGAUCAGAGGAUCAUUGAUGGUCUCGCGAUUGAAGCGGAGAAUUCACUCGUUCCGCGGUGUCAGGUACGCGGAACCACCGGUUGGUCAGCAGCGUUUUAAGCAAGCCAUCCCCGUGAAACCUUGGAACGAAACUUUCGACGCGAGUGAGGAAGGUCCCGCCUGCCCUCAACCAGCUAUAGAACAUCAAUCCGAGGAUUGUUUACGUCUCAACGUUUAUACAACGCAGUUGCCGACAGCAGAUUCUGCAGUUAAACGACCAGUAAUUGUUUAUUUUCAUCCCGGCGGUUUUUAUGGAUCAUCAGCGCAGAGUUUUAUCGUAGGACCUGCAUACUUUAUGGAUCAGGAUAUUGUACUCGUGACGGCUAAUUAUCGUCUUGCAUCGUUAGGUUUCUUCAGCACUGGAGAUUCAUUAGCACCUGGCAACCUUGGCCUGAAAGAUCAGGUGGAGGCGCUGCGCUGGGUUCAGAAGAAUAUCGCGAGUUUCGGUGGGGAUCCCGAUUCCGUGACAAUAGUGGGUUACAGUGCAGGCGGAUGGAGCGUUACCCUCCACAUGGUUUCACCGAUGAGCAAAGGAUUGUUUCAUCGAGCCAUCGCCAUGAGUGGUUCUGUUACUUAUCAGAAUCCACUGCCAACGGAUCAGAAACAUCUGGCGAAUAAGCAAGCGGAAAUCCUUGGGUGUCCCACGGACACUACGGGAAAUAUGCUCAUUUGUCUCAAUACUAAAACGGCCGAGGAAAUUGGAAAUUCUACUCGACAGUUCUUUGAAUGGCAUCGCGAUCCAAUUUUGGUAUGGCUUCCAGUUGUUGAACCGGAAGUUCCGAGUGUCGAGAGAUUUCUCCCUGAUCAACCCAUGAACCUCAUCAGGCAGGGAAAAUUUCAUCAAGUACCGUUGAUAACUGGAAUCACUAAAGACGAAUUCGGUGGGAGAGUUAUCCCCGCUGUGGAAGCGGCGAGAGCUGGAAAUAACACAAUCUUCGAUGAUAUAAAUGCCAAUUGGACGAGAAUUGUUCCGAUUAUUGCUCUCUACGAACGGGAGACAGCUAGGUCUGCAUCUGUGAGUGAGGAGUUGAGACAAUUCUACCUGAAGGGGAAACCUGCUGGUUUGGAUAACUACCACGGCCUCGCUGAGAUCUGGGCCGAUGGUGUCAUCGGUUUCUCCGUCCACCGUCUCGCCAAAAUGAUGGCCGAAUUCUCCAGUCAACCUGUGUAUUAUUACAAAUUCUCUUAUCAAGGACGAUACAGUCACGCAAACUGGGCCGAUAAUACCACUUACGGUGUUGUUCAUCACGAUGACUUAUUGUACCUAUUCAACAUCAGUUUCUUUCCAUACUUCGAGGAAAAUUCUCCGGAAAUUCCCACUGUCGAGAGGCAGACCGCCAUGUGGGCGCACUUUGCUAAAACCGGUGAACCGAUACCCAAGGAUAAUAAGCUGUUUGCAAACACAACAUGGACCAAAUUUACAUUGAACAAUAAUGCUUAUUUGGGUAUUGGUGAUGAACUCACAAUGAAGACUGGCUUGUACGCUGAGAGAAUGAACUUGUGGGAGAAAUUGUUUCCCUUGAAUGCACUGCUGUGAACAACUAUCUCUCAUUAUGUUUAUCCAUAUUGUUACUACUGAAUUUUUGUUUUAUUAUUAAUUAUUAACAUGUUGCAGUAUGGUGUAACGAACUGUAUGUUUAUGAGUAAAGUAACUGACCGAGUAAAACGAU
This is a messenger RNA of Diachasma alloeum, 1921 nucleotides long. RefSeq names its product esterase FE4. Bases 115 to 1788 code for a protein of 557 amino acids. The transcript is spliced from 8 exons. The record is from RefSeq and is a predicted model, not a curated record. Lineage: Eukaryota; Metazoa; Arthropoda; Insecta; Hymenoptera; Braconidae.